UCGUGGGUCAGUGAAGAGGGAGGACGCGCGCCGCCUUGCUCGUGGAUUACUUAGUGGUGGAGGCGAGAGCCGCGGCCACAUGGUGAACCUCCACGGCAGCCUGCGGCAGGAUCCCCGCGGGGGCAUCCGUGAGGUGGUGGAGGUAGGGGGCACGCUGGUGCGGGGCGGCAGUGACCCUGGGCUGGUGCGUGCUGGGGAGGUGGCGGUGCGGCCCGUACGGCGCUCAGCUUGUUCCCUACCCGCUUCCCUGGCGGGCGAGGCGCGGGGCACGCCGGCCAGGGAGGCGAGGCCCCGCAGCGGCGUGCCCGCGCGCCGAAUGUUGCGCGUGACCCGGGACUACCUGGAUCCAAGGCGGCGGGCGCGGGUGAGGCACACUGUGGUGGGACGGGAGCCUGUGCGGGACAGGGGCCGCGCGGCGGGGCACAGCAAUGGGGCGGCGCUCAGUGCCUCGCUGGCCGCUGCCACGUACGCUGCUUCGCCCGCACGCCGGCAUCCCGAGCCCCAGGCCGCCACGCAGCCCUCCGCCGCCCACGCUUCCACCGCCCACACCUCCGUCUCCCCCACCGCCUCUACCUCCGUGGCGCAGGAGGCGGCACGGCCCCGCAGGUACCGGCGCGGCGUAGCGGGCUUGGCCUCCGUGCUGAGGGGAGAGGACCGCCGCGCGCCACUGCGCCCCACGCGCCGCCGCCCGGAGCGCGACGCCAAGAGCCGCAAGUACGUGGCGGGCAGCGCGAGGGGCAGACACCUGCCACCCCAUCCCCUGUGGCGCCCCACGGGGCCGCCCCAUGACCCCGUGAAGCCCCGCGGUGGAUCGUGCUGCUGCUGCCCCACCGCCAUGAGGACCACGCCCUGCUCUGCCCUGGUGCUGCUGCCAUUGCACCUGCUGCUGCUACUCACGCUGGUGGCCUGCCUCAUGAUGGGCGCCUUUGUCUUCCAGGCCCUGGAGGGACCCGGGGGAGGCGGUGAAGGUGCCGUGGAGGUGACCCACAGUGCCAUUGUCCUCCCUGGCACUCCGCGGGACACUGUGAUGACCAAGACUAGGGAGGAGGUGGUGGAUCGCCUGCUGAACACCUCCCUCACGCUGGUCUUGCAUAGAAGUCUGGAUGUCAUCAUUAAAUUUGUCAUCACCACACCCAAAAUGCAGGCUGCCUUGAGGGCCUUCCAGCAGGCUGGGGGGGGACCACUACCCACGGAGAAGGAUAUGGAGAGAUUCAACCGUACUCUUAUGACGGAGUGGCGCCACCAAUUGUAUGAUCUCACCGCUCGCUACCACGCCCUUGUCCUGCGCCACGCCCACGGCUUCCCGGUCGGCCCCGUGGAGCGCAGCGCAGUGUGGACAAGAGAGGAACCGCCCCCACCCUUCCCCUGGUCACUCCCCACCGCCCUCGUCUACUCCUUCUGCCUCGUCACCACCACGGGCGGCCUCCAUGCUGCUACGGACGCCGGGCGGACUGCGGGCGUAUUUUACAGUGUGGUGGGCCUUCUCGUGUACCUGGGCGUGGUGGUGGUGUGGGCGGCAAGGCUCGGGGCGUCCCUGUCUCUCGUGUUGAGUUUGUGUACCAGGAGGAGAAAGCAGGAGAGUUCCCCCGGCAGGAAGGGCAAGGGGGGCACCUCUCCCUACCACAAGAUGCACACCCCCCACCCAUCGCAGCCCACGCCACCCAUAGGCCCCUCCACCUCCUCCAGUAACGAGCACACAGCCGGCAGAGUGUGUCUUCUCCUUCUGCUACUGUUUGUGUACAUUCUGGGCGUGGGGGCGCAGGUUUUGGGCGGCGAGACCUUCUGGGUGGGGCUAGAAAAUGCUAUCUUCGCCCUGCUCACAGUACGCCCACCACGCCCUCUGCCGCAGAGUGUGGCCAGAGUGAUUGGUUACCUUGUCUUCACACUCUGUGGUCACCUACUCCUCGCCCUCUUCGUCUACAGCCUUAAGGAGCUGUGUGUGAAAUGGUGGAGGUUAUGGGGAAGAACAAGCUGAUUACAGGUAUAGCCCCCCUCACCCCCACCACA
Molecule: messenger RNA, 2007 nt
Organism: Portunus trituberculatus (swimming crab)
Lineage: Eukaryota; Metazoa; Arthropoda; Malacostraca; Decapoda; Portunidae
Exons: 9
Coding region: 80-1975 (631 amino acids)
Biological process (GO): potassium ion transmembrane transport; stabilization of membrane potential
Cellular component (GO): membrane
Molecular function (GO): potassium ion leak channel activity
Source: RefSeq, a predicted model, not a curated record